Messenger RNA from Cuculus canorus (common cuckoo), 723 nucleotides. Its product is annotated as gastrokine-1-like. The transcript is spliced from 7 exons. NCBI's taxonomy places the organism in Eukaryota, Metazoa, Chordata, Aves, Cuculiformes, Cuculidae. The record is from RefSeq and is a predicted model, not a curated record. Gene Ontology annotation, biological process: regulation of cell population proliferation. The coding region runs from base 1 to 723 and encodes 240 amino acids.
AUGUGCACUCGCAGCCCAGAAAACAACCGUGUCCUGGGAUGGAUCAAAAGAAAUUUGGUCAGCUGGGCGAAGGAAGUGAUUCUGCCUCUCUGUUCUGCCCUGAUUGUGACUACCGUCCUCCUUGGACUCCUGCUGACUCCAGCCCUUGCUGAUUACAAUUCGGAUACUGAAGGUAAUCAGCACUCGAAUGGAAAUGACCAAAACAUAAACGAGUUCUUCCAAAAGACUCCAAUCAUGACAAAGCAAGUCAGUGUUGCUGGAGGCCUCCAAACUCUGACCAUCGAUAGGCAACGGCGCAUUGCAACUGUCCAGCAAGAGGGCAGCCAGGGGUCAUGGAAAACUAUGUGGAACUACAAUUCGGGUGCAGUUGCAACCAAAGUGCUGCCACAGAGAGCCUGCUACAUUUCCAAGGUGGACAGAAAGCAGCUGCCUAGCUUUGAUGAACUUCCUGCACUGGCUGAUGAGAGCAUGAGCCUGAAAGGUCAAAGACAACCUUCAAAAAAGCUCACAUUCGUCACUGAGAGACGCAUCCGUGACCUCAGGUCUUAUGGACAAGACAUCGUUGAUCUGUGCAGAGGACUCCCCACCUACAAUGCUUAUGUAGUGUACGGAACCCCGUAUCAAUACAAUCAAGAAGCAUGUGAUACACUUGGUGUCCUGGAAAUUCUGGGCCUCCAGUACUGCCAUCAGUAUGAGCAGGGUUUGAAUAGCGGCCCCCCGUAA